CGCGCGCGCGCGACUUAAAGCAACGCGUCGUCCCGUGUUGAUGUGUCGCAGAUUUGAAAAGUGAGCUAGGAGAAGACUUUUGCGCGGCAGCGAAACGAACAACCAGCAGGCUCGGAGGCGUUUUUUGCUGUCCCAAACCAACCAACACGUUUCCCUUCUGAACGCGCCCCCCCCCCCCUUUUCGCUCCUUUCUUCUCGCAAUUUUUGCCCGAACGCAGGCUGCUUAUUCGCAGCGGGGAUGGAGCUGUCAUCCAUCGGCGACCAAGUGUUCGCAGUGGAGUCCAUCACGAAGAAAAGAGUCCGAAAGGGUAAUGUGGAGUACUUGCUAAAGUGGCAGGGAUGGCCCCCAAAGUAUAGCACUUGGGAGCCAGAGGACAACAUUUUGGACCCUCGCCUUGUCCUGGCCUACGAGGAGAAUCAACAGAAGAUCAGAGCUCUGGCCUACCGCAAGAAAGGCCUCCGACCCAGAAGCCUCGUCCUGCGGAACAUUUUCGCCAUGGACCUCCGGAGCGCCCACAAGCCCCCGGAGAAGCCCCCGCCCCGUCUGCGCCUGUCGCUGACCCGUGCCAUGAGCACGGACGUGGACCACGGCGAGCGGGGGGGCGCGUACUGUCGCCCCGCGAGGAGGAGGAGCAAGCAGCUGGGAAGCAAGCGCAGGCCCCGUGAGAGCCCCGACGGGGCUGUCGGCCCCCGGGGGAAGAAAGUGGAGUGGGAAGACGCCAGCGAAGAAGACAAACACGAGUCCGGAAGCACCUCGGAGGAGCCGCGGCCAGACAGCUUAGAUGGUCAUUCCGAGUGCAGCUCGCCUCCCGUCGUGGAGCGGCAAGACCUCGAGAUGGACGCGGAGGAGGCGAACGCCACCCAAACGUGGUCGGACCCGCCAGACGGCAGCACCUCAACCGUCGCACGUGACAGUUCGAAGGACGCCGCCGCUGCGCUUGACGAUAGAGCGGCGGACGCGGUUAUCGCCGCGGGCAACGUGUCAGAUGGUGAUACGGGCAAGGUGGAAUUGAAGUCAAGGGCCGAGAGUCCCGGCAAUCGUUUGGGAAAUGACACAACCGUCGCCGUCGCGGUCAAAGGAGAUGCGGCGGUCGACAAUGGGAAGGUUACCGCGACGAGCGCUCAAUCGGAGCAUCCCGGGAAGGUGAUCAUGACCGAGGUGACCAUCAACUCGCUGACGGUGACUUUUCAAGAAGCCGCCGAGGCCGCGGGCUUCUUCAAGGGUUGGUAGACCAACGGCCGACGGCGCAUCCAUUCGACAACAAUAAAAUCAGACUUGCCCACUCAUUUUGUAACAAUGUGUAAAAAUGUCGUCUACGUAACAUGUUUACAGAGCUCCACUCCUUUCCUGCUGAGAAGAUGUUUAUCACCAAGAAAUUAACAAACAGAUGGUAAAUGUUGCGAUUAAGACACAAAUUGUGAGACGGCGGUCAACCGAACUCACUUCUUCCAAGCAGCUACUUUUCGAUUGUUAUUCCUGAGGUUUGUUUUGAUAGGAAUUCCGGAGAGUCCGAAAUAGUGGCACAGGUCCGACCGGCUCACUUCUUCCAUGCAGCUACUUUUUACUCAAAUGUCCCGAGUGCUUUCCAGUGCUCAAGAUACUGUAACGUUCUUCUAGGUGCCUCAUUCCAUCAGCCCCCUCUCAAAAAUGCGUUUGGUACGGACGUCGGCACCCAGAUCCGAGUUUAUUUCUGUCGCGGCAGAAAUAAAACGAAAGUGAAGUAAUGACUGCUGCUCGUACGAAGAAGGAAGAGGGAUGCACAAAAAAAUAAAAAAGAAGUAUUGUUGUUUGCUGUCUGUUCGUUUAAAGAACUAUAAAUGCUACUUGGUUCUAUUUUUGUAUUACCAGUCGAUAGUCCACUCUUUACACUGCUAGCCUUUGUGCUUUUCAAAGGGGGAGAUAUCAUUUUACACUGCUGCUGUUACGCUUUGUACAAUAAUAUACUGUACAAUAGGCAGACGUACGUAAGGUCAGACAAUAGAGAGCCUUUGUUAUUUAUUGCAUGUAAUGUGUGUAAGCUAAACUAAACUUACUGUAUAAGUCGGAAUCAUGUCUUUUCUUGGGAAAAAACAUUUUUUUUGACUGCAUUUCCAAUAAAUAUGAACUAAAACGAU
This is a messenger RNA of Syngnathoides biaculeatus (alligator pipefish), 2115 nucleotides long. RefSeq names its product chromobox homolog 7a (gene cbx7a). Gene Ontology annotation, biological process: negative regulation of transcription by RNA polymerase II. Bases 239 to 1231 code for a protein of 330 amino acids. The record is from RefSeq and is a predicted model, not a curated record. Gene Ontology annotation, cellular component: PRC1 complex. The transcript is spliced from 6 exons. NCBI's taxonomy places the organism in Eukaryota, Metazoa, Chordata, Actinopteri, Syngnathiformes, Syngnathidae.